Molecule: messenger RNA, 1059 nt
Organism: Quercus lobata
Lineage: Eukaryota; Viridiplantae; Streptophyta; Magnoliopsida; Fagales; Fagaceae
Product: probable glutathione S-transferase
Exons: 2
Coding region: 163-834 (223 amino acids)
Biological process (GO): glutathione metabolic process
Cellular component (GO): cytoplasm
Molecular function (GO): glutathione transferase activity
Source: RefSeq, a predicted model, not a curated record
UUCAAAGCAAAGGAAGUCAAUCUAAGCAGGCUCAUCAUUUUGAUUGCAAAAGAUCAGUCCAACUGUUUAACUAUGCUAGAGUACCAACUUGGCAGGAGCAGAAAAAAGUAGAUAAGGCCUCCCUUCCCCACAACGUUGGAAGAAAAUUAAGAAAAUCUAUCCAUGGAAGAAGUAAAGCUACUUGGAUUCUGGCCAAGUCUAUAUGUUCAUCGAGUUAUAUGGGCACUGAAACUCAAGGGUAUCAAAUAUGAAUAUGUAGAACAGGAUGUAAUAUUCAAAAAGAGUGAUAUGCUUUUGAAGUACAACCCAGUCCAUAAGAAGGUUCCUGUACUUAUUCAUGGUGGAAAACCCAUCACAGAAUCCAUUGUCAUCCUCGAGUACAUUGAUGAGACUUGGCCACAGAACCCCUUGCUUCCAGAUGAUCCUCAUGAGAGAGCUGUGGCUCAGUUCUGGGCAAAGUUUGGAGAGGAUAAGACCAACAACUUGUUUGGCUUCUUUAUAACUGGUGGACAAGAACAAGUGAAAGCAACAGAAGAAGUGAAAGAACUUCUGGGAAUCCUAGAAGCACAUGGUCUUGGAGAGAAGAAGUUUUUCGGUGGCAGUGACAUAGGACUGGCUGACUUAGCGUUUGGAUGGAUAGCUUGCUUGCUGGAAAUCUUUCAAGAAGCAGCUGGGGUCAAAGUGUUGGAAGCUGAUAGCUUCCCUCGCUUACAGGCAUGGAUCAAAAACUUCAAUGAAAUUCCAGCCAUUAAAGAAAGCCUUCGCGAUCGCAAUGAGCUGUUGACAUAUUUCAAAUGGCGAAGAGAACACUUGAUGUCCUCAGCAGCAUCAUAAACAUAUUAAACACUACUCGCAUCAGCUUGGUCUGCAAUUCAACAGCUUGUGUGCUCUCAUUCUCUGAAUCUAAAUCUCAAGAUAUGUUAUUCUACAAAUAAGUUUGUGUGUCUGAGUGCAAAAGACAUGGCAGUGUGACUGGUAAUUUACUAGAUGUAUAAUGCUACAAGUAGAGGCUUGCAAUUAUUGAUUUUUUUCAAUUUGAAAGUUAUAAAAUUCAACCUA